This is a messenger RNA of Guillardia theta CCMP2712, 472 nucleotides long. RefSeq lists its product as hypothetical. The annotation marks the transcript as partial. The transcript has a single exon. The record is from RefSeq and is a predicted model, not a curated record. NCBI's taxonomy places the organism in Eukaryota, Cryptophyceae, Pyrenomonadales, Geminigeraceae.
AGAUGCCAUCUCGUGCUAUCUCGGUCUUUGCACUCUUGCUCUUCACCGUUCUCUCUGCUCAUGGGUUGACUGUUGGGAACGACAACCCACCCAAGGCAUGUUACAAGGCUCCUGUGACUGCCGUGUCUGAUCCCAACGUCGUCAUCUACGAUCGCGAUGCACCAUGCGGACCAGGACGCGCGUACAUCCACAACUCAGGGAACUCUGUCCCUGGGGCUCCCAUGACGGCUGGGGCGGGACCUGAGGAGCACACGUACGUCGCUGCAGAGUUCAGCAAGGAAGUUUCGGACUCUCUCACCCACUACAUCGGUCAGUGCAUGGUUGUUCCACAAGGAGGAAGGACUGUCGCCACGUGGCGUGUGAACAGGAACGGCUGCCACUGACAAGUUGAACAGCGGCAAUCCAAGAGCUGGUUAUACAUGAUGAGUAGAGAGGAGCAACAUUCACACAUUCAAUGAAACGAGUUUCACCC